This is a messenger RNA of Notechis scutatus (mainland tiger snake), 2254 nucleotides long. RefSeq names its product MAF bZIP transcription factor (gene MAF). Gene Ontology annotation, cellular component: nucleus. NCBI's taxonomy places the organism in Eukaryota, Metazoa, Chordata, Lepidosauria, Squamata, Elapidae. Gene Ontology annotation, molecular function: DNA-binding transcription factor activity, RNA polymerase II-specific; RNA polymerase II cis-regulatory region sequence-specific DNA binding. The record is from RefSeq and is a predicted model, not a curated record. Gene Ontology annotation, biological process: regulation of transcription by RNA polymerase II.
GCAAGUCAGGGCAGCCCCCUGGCUCCGGGAGCGCACCCUUUCUGGAGGACGGGCGGCGGCGGCGGCGGCGGCGGUGGCAAAAGGAUGGCAUCGGACCUGGCCCUGCACAGCGCCGACCUGCCCACUAGUCCCUUGGCCAUGGAAUAUGUUAAUGACUUCGAUCUGAUGAAGUUUGAAGUGAAAAAGGAGCCGGUGGAGACGGACCGCAUUAUCAGCCAGUGCGGCCGCUUGAUCGCUGGGGGAUCGCUCUCGUCCACCCCGAUGAGCACGCCGUGCAGCUCGGUGCCUCCUUCGCCCAGCUUCUCGGCCCCCAGCCCGGGCUCCGGCAGCGGCAGCGACCAAAAGACUCACUUGGAAGACUACUACUGGAUGACCGGUUACCCGCAGCAGCUCAACCCGGAGGCGUUGGGGUUCAGCCCGGAGGACGCCGUGGAAGCGCUGAUCAACAACAGCCACCACCAGCUCCAGACCGCGGCGGCCGCGGCGGCCGGCUUCGAAGGCUAUGCGAGAGGGCAGCAGCUGGGCGCGGGAGGAGGAGGAGGAGGCGGCGGCGGAGGCGGAGGAGGAGGAGGCGGCGGCGGAGGGUCGGGGGGACCCAUGCCUCCGGACGAGAUCGGCUCGGCGGCCGCCGUAGUGUCGGCGGUGAUCGCGGCCGCCGCGGCGCAACAGCAGCAGCAGCAGAACGGCGGCGGCGCGCCCCACUACCACCACCACCACCACCACCACCCGGCCGGCCACCACCACCACCAUCAUCCGCAGCAGCAGCAGCAGCAACCGCCGCCGCCGGGCAGCGUGCCGUCUUCGGCCAGCAGCACCAGCAGCAGCAGCAGUAGCAGCGUCGGCGGGGGAGGCCUCCACCACCACCCGCACCACGGCGGCGGCGGCGGCGGCUUGCAUUUCGACGACCGCUUCUCGGACGAGCAGCUGGUGACCAUGUCGGUGCGAGAACUCAACCGGCAGCUGCGGGGCGUCAGCAAGGAAGAGGUGAUCCGGCUGAAACAGAAACGACGGACCCUGAAAAACCGAGGCUACGCGCAGUCCUGCCGCUUCAAGCGCGUCCAGCAACGGCACGUCUUGGAAUCCGAGAAGAACCAGUUGCUCCAACAAGUGGAACAUCUGAAGCAGGAAAUCUCCAGGCUGGUCCGGGAGAGGGACGCCUACAAGGAAAAAUACGAGAAAUUGGUCAGCAGCGGGUUCCGGGAAAACGGAUCCAGCAGCGACAAUCCCUCUUCUCCAGAAUUUUUCAUGUAUCCAAGAGAAUCCUCUACAACGGUGAUGUGAGAGUUUCCUGUUGCCUGGAGCCUGAUAAGAUAACACGAUGCCGGUUUGCAGAUGGCUGACAACAAUUUUCUGGCAUGAAGAGUAAAGCUACAAAGCACAAAACAAUGGGGGAAAAAUAAAAUAAAAACCUACAAACAAAUGAACUCGGGAUAGAACAAGGGGGAAAAAAAAGUGAAUUUUCAUGGUGUCGAAGAAUUCUUUAUUUUUCCUCAAGUUUUCUUUUCUUAAAAAAUAAACAAAAAUAAACAAAAGGAACUAAGACAUUCACAGGAACUAUUUCUCUUCAGGUGACAGUACUCAAGCAUGUUCUUUUAUUACAUUUAAACUGAAAAAAAAGAAAAGAAAAGAAAAACCGAAUGAACAUAGUGCUGAGUGAACUGGGCCACUGGUGAUGAUAUUUGAUGUACAUCCAACUUUCCUUAAAAUUCUCAAUUUUUAAUCCCUCUGGCUACUUACACCCUAUGUGUUUGUAAAGAAACGAGUUCACCCUGCAGUAUUUAGAGAAUGGUUUGCAAAUGUAACUUUUAAUAUCAUAUUUUAUGGAUAUUGUACUAUAUAUAUUUAACUAGAAUGGGUGUAACCUGGACUUUGAGAAUCUUCUCCUUUGAGGCAAAGUGGUUUUCAUUUGCUAUCAAGAAGACUUUUCGAUUAUUUAAUACUUGGGAUUGUUUUACUGAACAUUUAAGUGCAGAAAGCAAAACCAGCCAUGGGCUAUUCUCCUUAGAGAGGAGAAUCCAAAUAACAAACUGAAAUUCCAAGGGGGUUAUUUAAGUCUUAUGUGUGUUUCAUUUUUCCAAGCAAGUACAGUAUAGAAAUCAAACUUCUCCAGGGCCAAUUUAACCCAUUGCAGAAAAGUAUUUUUUUUUAGUCCUGCUACCAAACAUCCACUAUAGCAGGGAGCUGGGAUAUCCCUAGUGUGUGUACCUGUUUUAAAACAUACUGCCAGGCACUUCACACUUUAUUUUCCUAGUUG